AUGACGAAUGCUUUUUACCAGAAUCUAUAUACUUCAGAAGGAGUGCAAGGAAUACAGCAGGUUAUUGAUCAUGUGCCUAGAAAGGUGACUGAUGCCAUGAAUGCAGACUUGUGUGCACCUUACACUAAUGAUGAGAGAAGAAGGUCAGGAAACAACAGCUUCUGUGCUUUGAAGCUAGAUAUGAUGAAAGCCUAUGAUAGGCUGGAGUGCUCUUAUUUGAGGGCCAUCAUGGAGAAGUUGGGGUUUGCAACAAGUUGGAUUGACACAGUAAUGGCUAUGGUUUCUUCAGUUUCUUUUGCAGUUUUGUUCAAUGGAGAAAGACUCGAGCGUUUUUAUCCAUCAAGAGGAAUUCGGCAGGGAGAUCCUAUCUCACCUUACCUAUUUUUGAUUGCAGCAGAGGGCCUUUCGUGCCUCCUGAAAUCCAGUUCACAGUCAUCUUCACUUACAGGUAUUAGAGUGGCGCCAACGGCCCUAGCCGUGAACCACCUUCUAUUUGCAGAUGACAGUCUGUAG
This is a messenger RNA of Aegilops tauschii subsp. strangulata, 513 nucleotides long. Lineage: Eukaryota; Viridiplantae; Streptophyta; Magnoliopsida; Poales; Poaceae. The record is from RefSeq and is a predicted model, not a curated record.